UAUCCGGAGUGAAGACAACUUUGAACGUUUCGCGAUUUCCAUUCACUGAACUUAUAAAUCAUCCUAAAGGCAGCUAACUCGGGAGAUCACGUGACCGGCGGAGCAGGCUUUCAGUUGGUGACGUUGAGUCAGACGCCACAACAACCAGAGAGAGAGAGAGAGUGAGCGUAGUGUGUGUGUCUGGUGGAUGCGUGCUAACAGUGAAGCUGUUGUGCGCUCAACAACACAGUCUCUCAGAGGUAUGCUGGUUAACUGCCUUGUUCGACACCGAUUAUACUAAACUGAUACCCCUGAUCAUGUACGCUGUAUAAUAGUAUAUAAGAAGAGACAUGACGGAAACGCGACAAGUGUGGAAUAGAAGCAAGGUUUCUGUUAUACUCGGCUUAAUACUGUUCACUCUACACAUUAUCAGCUGUACAACUCUUGGCUCUCGAAUGUAUAUAUGGGACUAUGUAGCUCAUAGAAAGGGCUUUAACUGGAAUGGAAGAAUUAAAAGGUUUGGCCAAAAUUCUCGCAUCAGCGAUUAUUGGAGUUUUUUAGGACGUGUAACUCCAUCUUUUGAUAAUAGUUCUUCAAGGAACGUCACUACACAGAUAGGACAAACUGUUUAUCUUCAUUGUAUUGUACACAACCUCGGAGAUAAAACGAUAAGCUCUCGAAUGUAUAUAUGGGACUAUGUAGCUCAUAGAAAGGGCUUUAACUGGAAUGGAAGAAUUAAAAGGUUUGGCCAAAAUUCUCGCAUCAGCGAUUAUUGGAGUUUUUUAGGACGUGUAACUCCAUCUUUUGAUAAUAGUUCUUCAAGGAACGUCACUACACAGAUAGGACAAACUGUUUAUCUUCAUUGUAUUGUACACAACCUCGGAGAUAAAACGGUAAGAAAUAUUUAA
Messenger RNA from Centruroides sculpturatus (bark scorpion), 887 nucleotides. RefSeq lists its product as uncharacterized. The record is from RefSeq and is a predicted model, not a curated record. Gene Ontology annotation, biological process: synapse organization. Gene Ontology annotation, cellular component: neuron projection membrane. NCBI's taxonomy places the organism in Eukaryota, Metazoa, Arthropoda, Arachnida, Scorpiones, Buthidae. Bases 330 to 887 code for a protein of 185 amino acids. The transcript is spliced from 4 exons.